GAACCAUUCACGUGUUUUGCAGGGAAUGUACCUCCUAGCAGCAAUGGCUUCUUGAUUCCAACACUGAGUGACCUCCCUCCACUAUCUAUGCCUCCACUAUAGUGCAGAUAUAGACUACAUCAAGACAUUUGGAUUAUAUAAGCUGUAUUAAGCAGAUCAUGAAAGCAUUGCUAUCCAUUCUCUGCCUCUUCUCUUUGUAUCGUUUGGUCACGCUAAGCGACUACGAUCAUGUUAUUCACGUUGACCCGAACAAUCCGAACAGUACUAACAACAGCACCUGCUAUGAUUCCGAGCAAGUCCCAUGUGCUGACAUAAACUUUGCACUGGCUUUUCCUGACCGACAGACUUCAACCAUUUAUAUUCUCAGCUCUGAUGCUAACCAUAAAUUGGCUUACAAUGCAACUACUACAAUGUUCACAGAAGGUUCACAAAUAGCCUUUGUUGGAGACAAUGGUACCGCUACAGUAGAGUGCAUGGAAGGUGCUGGACUGGCAUUUAUUAACUCUACCAAUAUUAACAUUACUGGAGUGAGCUUUCUUUAUUGUGGAGCAUGGAGACCAAGUACUAGCUCAAAUUUUACAUCGAACACUUUGCAAUUGAUUUCGAUUCGAGUUGGCCUGUACUUUUACAAUUGUCGCAAUGUUAAUAUGUCUCGCAUGAGUGUCUCGAACAGUACCAAUGCAGUGGGUGUGGUCAUGUACAGUGUGGCGGGCGAAAAUUACAUCGGCUACUCACAUUUUGAUAACAACGGGAUUAGAGAGAGCAAUAAAAACGAGUCUGGUGGUGGAGGGUUCGCUGUGGAGUUCAACUAUUGUAAGCCUGGGGACGAUACCUGUGGAGAGAACAAUACACAAACUAAGAACAAUAGUGAAGCUGUGUACACUUUUGAGAACUGUUCGUUUAUCAACAAUCGUGCAAUAGAUCAAUCUGGCCAAAACAGAGGAGGUGUCUCAAUUUUACCCAACAACAAAACUCACUCCUCUCUCGGUCGUGGUGGGGGACUUUCCCUGUAUUUCAAAGGAGAAGCUGAGGCCAAUAACUUUACGAUCAAAAACUGUGUUUUCCACGGUAACAAUGCCAACUGGGGAGGUGGGCUGUGUGUGCAAUAUGCCGAUCAUUCCAUCCAGAACAGAAUAAACGUAACCAACACUACCUUCGAAGCUAACCACUGUUUUUCCGACCACCGUCAUAGUGGAGAGACAGGGGGUGGGGCUUUAGUGUCCUCCCCCGUGCGCUACGAUGUCAAGAGGGAUAUUCUCGAAAGAAACGAGAUCUUUUUCAUUGAUUGUGUAUUCACUGAUAACCGUGCAGUCACAGGGGGUGCUCUAGCGUUUGUGUACACUCUGCAGCGUCAAUCGCAUUAUAAUCAGUUAUUCCAAGCAAACAUUUUGAAUUCCAUGUUUAAAAUGAACUCUGCUAGGCUAGGCUCUGCAAUAUCCGUGGACCACGAAUAUUUCUACCACCAAGGACAAGAAGGACACAUUACAAUCACUGAUUGUACGUUUGACAGUAACAAGAUUGUCUACACAGAUCCAAAAAACCCUUAUAGUAUUGGAAUUGGAGCAGUAUAUAUUUCUGAAGUUCCCGCUACUUUUCAAGGAAGCACCGAGUUUUUGAACAAUGAUGCCAGUGCUUUGGCACUAGUUGGAACAAGAAUAAGUUUUGCAGAGAACUCAACCACCAAUUUCACAGCAAACAGUGGUUCUAAUGGUGGUGCUAUUACUUUAUUGGGCGUAUCGAGUAUGUUGAUUGGUGCUAAUGCAUAUAUGCAUUUCGAGAACAAUGUAGCAAGUCGAUUUGGAGGAGCCAUUUACAACAGCUACACGGGUAAAGAGGAUUUUCGAUCAUCCGUGAAAUGUUUCAUACAGUACGACUAUCCAUUUUCGGAUCCUAAAUCUUGGAAUGCACAGUUUGUGUUUAAGAACAAUUCGGCUGGGAAAUUAGGCAAUUCAAUUUACUCGACCACAAUCCUCCCUUGUUCCUGGACUGAAGACUUUCAAGUGCAGCCGGAAAUAGCUCAGAGCAUUUUCUGCUGGAACGAAUCUAUCUGGAGGUACGAAGGGAGCAACUGUACUUUGCAGAUAUACACAGCUGCUCGUAAAUUUACAAACGUAACUACCGUCAAAGUUUAUCCUGGCUAUCCGUUCCAGUUGGAUAUCAACGCCACAGACGAUUUAAAUCAUGAUGUCACUAUUGAUACUAUCUAUACGGCUCUUGUUAAGAAUGGCACAGCUGCCAUAGACCCCCAGUAUGCGUACGUUGCCGAUGGUUCCUUGGGUAUCACCGGACAAGGAGGACAGAAUGUUACACUCCAAUUAGAGGUUGCCGGCAAUAGAGAUUGGCGUAUAGAAAUUGAACUGGUUAUUGAGAGAUGUCCUAUAGGAUACACAGAACAGACGCCCCUUAUCGAUGUACCAUCCAACCAAACUGACAUGCUCAAAGAGACUACAUGCGAAUGUAUUGGCAGACACGAAUUGAACACGUUUAGAGGGAACCUAAUUUGCAAUAAAGCGGAUAUGACAUCGAAAAUUCGAAAUGGUUUUUGGAUUGGAUAUGUAAAAAACGUACCGGGACUUCCAAACGACACAUUAUAUAUGGGUAGGUUAAUACUGAAGAACAUUUCAGAGAGUAUUUUAACUCUCAAGGAUUCACAUUUCUCCGAGUCCAACGAUACGCAAUGCUCUUACGCUAAUCGUACGGGUACGCUGUGUGGUGAGUGUUUAGAGGGUUAUUCGGUCGCAGUGAACUCUUACACCUACGAUUGUAUCCCCUGUAUUCAUGGCAAUAACGACACGAAUCUUGCCAAGAAUGCCGUAAUAUACAUUGCACUGACCUACGUGCCUUACUUGAUUCUGUUCCUGCUAAUAAUCUUCCUUAAUAUCAAUUUAAUGAGUGGAUACUUAUCUGGCUUCAUCCUCUACGCCCAGCUGAUCGGCUCUGGUGUACUAGAGCUAACAAUCGAUCGCCUUCCUAGCCAAGAAUAUGCUUACUACCUUCAGAAAAUUUAUCGGAUGUCGUAUGGUGUUUUCAAUCUUAAUUCCUUCUCCGGGAUAUUGCCUCCGUUCUGUCUUAGCGAAAAUUCUAAUACCCUAGGAGUGAUUAGCCUUGACUACGGUGUCGCUAUUUUCCCACUAGUACUGAUAAUCGUUAUUUGGCUGGUCGUAAGUUUAGUGGGCAGGUGCAACUUGGGAAGGGAAAGAAAUCGAGCUCUACACACUCUUGUAGGAAAUAGCGAAACAAGUACCAGUCAAAAAAUUGGAGAAUCAGUGAAGAAAAUUGUCUCUCACAAUUUUAUUAACGCUUUUGUUGGAUUCAUCUAUCUAUCUUACACCAAGAUGAGCCUUGCCGCCACUCUCACCUUGACAACGGUUGGAAUAUUCGAUAAAAACGGAACCUACGUGACCUCUCCACGUCUGAUGUACUACGCUGGACAGUACUACUUUGGGCAACAGGAAUAUAUUCUUCCGUAUGGUCUAAUAGCAAUUAUUGUGUACAUGUUCGUCAUUGUGCUGCCAUUUGUUCUGUUAGGUGGUCUAGAUUUCGUCAAUUGGCUCACUGGUCUGGAAAAGUGUGUUUUACUGAGAAAAUUGUGGCCCAGUCUGAAAAUAAAUUCUUUCUUAGAUGCGAUGCGUGAUUGUUACCGACCCAAUCGACAGUAUUUUGCUGGAAUGUACUUUCUCUUUCGACUAGUAAUGCUAAUGAUUUUCGCCUUCUCCUCCAAUCUACUCACACAAGUCCUGUGUCAGUUGCUGUUCAUUAUCUUCAUGAUUAUCGUGGUUGCAAUAAUGCUACCUUACAAAAAUAUGCUUCACAAUUUUAUCGAUAUUCUACUCUUCCUCAACAUGGCAGCAAUUACCCUCAUUUCAAUCUAUCUCUACUCCGCUCCCUCUGAAAAUGGCAGCACCGACCCCAUUGAAAUCCACAUUUUCGGUGUCAUUUUAAUAUGGUUGCCAAUGGUAUAUCUAUUCAUCUAUCUCUGCUUAUUUUGUGUACGAAAAACAAGAAGGUAUAAAAAUGCCACGGAGAAGUUUCUGGCCCAUCGUGCAGUUCUUUUCUUGUACGAACAUUUCUCAAAUUUAGAGCUUUACAGAGAGAUACAACAACGAGGUAGGGUUCGUACCGCCACCAAUGCUAGGGGCAACAACGGAGUGUACGGAGAUCUAGCUGAUAAUGGGGAAGUGCUGACUGAGUCGAUGAUACUGUUGAAUCGAGCAGAGGAGGUUAAUACAUACCGACCGAAAGUUACCAAGUCUACUGUGUUUGAGGCACAUGGCACAAGUGGUGUGGCUGACGUUCAGUGUCGGUAUGGGACCAACGAGACCAAUGAUAAGUAACCUAGUAACGUGUUGUGUAUGGCUAAGCUAUGGACACAAAGUUAUAAUAGUAUAUUGAUUAAUGAUUGCUGCUGUUUAUGAUUACAAUAAUUUUUCUCAACGUAUUGCUUAUAAUUAAAAAUGUAUACAUGUACAGUAAUUAUGAUUUUGUAUCGUUUAUUUUUGUAUAUACAACAAUUACAAUUAUGUGCUGCUAAUAAUAAUUAUAAACACAAAUUGAA
Molecule: messenger RNA, 4555 nt
Organism: Halichondria panicea
Lineage: Eukaryota; Metazoa; Porifera; Demospongiae; Suberitida; Halichondriidae
Exons: 2
Coding region: 159-4334 (1391 amino acids)
Source: RefSeq, a predicted model, not a curated record